UGGCUGAGUUGCUGUUCCCAAUUGCUGCCACUUUGUUAUAAAACCACUAACAGUUGACUGUGGAAUAUUUAGUAGCAAGGAAAUUUCACUGAUGGACUUAUUGUACAGGCAGCAAUCUAUCACGGUAACACGCUUGAAUUCACUGAGCUCCUGAGAGCAACUGAUUCUGUCACAAAUGUUUGUCGAAGCAGUCUGCAUGCCUAGGUGCUUGAUUUUAUACACCUGUGGCCAUGGAGGUGAUUGGAACACCUGUAUAUACUGUGUGUGUGUAUAUAUAUAUAUAUAUAUAUAU
Staurois parvus is the source of this 292-nucleotide messenger RNA. The record is from the annotation of a GenBank genome assembly. Lineage: Eukaryota; Metazoa; Chordata; Amphibia; Anura; Ranidae.